Messenger RNA from Marmota monax (woodchuck), 1106 nucleotides. It is a transcript of the gene Cxcl17, whose product is annotated as C-X-C motif chemokine ligand 17. Lineage: Eukaryota; Metazoa; Chordata; Mammalia; Rodentia; Sciuridae. The record is from RefSeq and is a predicted model, not a curated record. Bases 192 to 641 code for a protein of 149 amino acids. The transcript is spliced from 5 exons. Gene Ontology annotation, biological process: negative regulation of inflammatory response; positive regulation of monocyte chemotaxis; positive regulation of macrophage chemotaxis.
GUAAAGCACCUGGUCCGGUCUGUUAUCUAACCACAAGGGCAGCAGUGCCUUUCCUGUUCUUACCCUCCGAAGGGAACACCAGCCUGGGACUGAGGUGCUGACCACCACCCUGAGUGCUGCGCCUGGGCCUUCCCAAGAAAUUGGGAACCUCUGACUGGGGCAAGCAGCUUCCAGCACCACCCACAGCCACCAUGAAGGUUCUGAUCUUGACCCUCCUGUUUCUGCCACUACUGCUGAUGUCCAUGGUCUCUAGCAACCCGAACUCAGGGGUCGCCAGAGGCAACAGGGACCAACGCCAGGCUUCUGGGAGGAGGCUCCUGAAAGGCAGCCAAGAAUGUGAGUGCAAAGAUUGGUUCCUGAGAGCCUCUAAGAAAAAACCCAUGACAGCAGCCGGGCUGCCAAAGAAGCGAUGUCCCUGUGAUCAUUCUACAGUCAGCGUGAAGAAAACCAAUAGAAUCUUCCAUGGAAGAUUACUGUGCCCUUGGGUAUGGCCUACCCAGGUGUCAGUCAACCUGCUGACAGUGGACAUCAUGAAGAUACUCAGCCCCCUGAAACCUGACCCCUUGCCUCAUUUGAAUAGCUUCUCCUCAAUAAAAGGGGUCAGCCGCGCUCUCGCUCUCUCUCUUCCUGUGGACCCUUAGGGUCAGAGGAGCCGUCACAGCCACCCCAAAGAAAAAGGACACCGAAGGCACCACAGGAAGUCAAACAAGCAUUCCAGAGCCUGCCGGCAAUUUCUCCAACAAUGUCAAUUAGAAAGCUUUGCUCUGCCCUUGUAAGAGCUCUGAGAUGAGAGCCUUCUCUCCACAAAUUCUCAGCCAAAAAGGCAGUGGACCCAAAGCAUGUUCUUAUUCUUCCCCACUCCCUGUCCCCCCACCUCCACCAUCAUUCCAGUCCUAUCAGAUGGCACCUUUUUCCAACAUCAUGGAUUAUUGCUCCCUCUAGUGCAGCCUCCUCUUGCCAGUCUUUUUCUGUGCCCUCCCUUACCUGGGCUUCAGCUUAACUAUGUGAAAGGAUCUAGGAAACCCCACUCUCCUUGCUGGUCUCACUUAUCAUUAAAUACCACCUGGAAAGUAGCAAACAGAAAUCAAUAAAUGUUUUUAAAUGUA